Molecule: messenger RNA, 1185 nt
Organism: Bipolaris oryzae ATCC 44560
Lineage: Eukaryota; Fungi; Ascomycota; Dothideomycetes; Pleosporales; Pleosporaceae
Exons: 3
Coding region: 1-1185 (394 amino acids)
Source: RefSeq, a predicted model, not a curated record
AUGUCAUUGGUUACACAUGAGGUUGAUCCGUUUGCAGAUACAAUUAUUAUCCUUAAAAAUCCUUGCAAAAACUUCGCCUCGUGGGACGAGACGCUCAUAUCCUCUCAAAUUGAGUUUCCCGAGCCGGAAGAGGAACAGCCCAUACAUGCUCAGACGUUGGAGGACGAUCGGACGGGCAAGAAGCUGUCAAAGAAGGAGAAGAAAGCCCGGAUGCGCGGUAGAGCCUCCCGCAACAGCACUGUCUCGAACGUUCUAGAGGGCAAUGGCGAGCACGCUGAGCUUUCCAGUGAAGCAUUGUCUGAAGAUCAAAGACUUGUUCACGAUCGGGAAUUAGCAACAAGAGUGGUUGGUGGGGUAGAGAACCCAAGCGUCGAACUAGCCGAGCUCGCCUCAGGGCCGACCCAGUCGGAAGAUGAUGAGAUUCACUAUCUCGUCUCAUCCCGCCACUUGAUGCUAGCUUCACCAUGGUUUAGGCGCACAUUAACAAGAGAAGAGUUCGUUGAAUCCUUGAAAAAUCCAUCGGAUGGACGGUACCACAUCUAUGCCAACGAUUGGGACGAAGAAGCUCUCCUUAUUCUUCUUAACAUUUUCUACAUCCAAACACGCCAAGUUCCGGCUACUAUAAGCUUAGAGAUGCUCGCAAAGAUUGCAGUUCUUAUCGAUUACUACGAGCUCGAAAACGCAGAGGUGAUCGAGCGUGAUACCAAGGACUGGAUUACUAAUGUGAGGCGUAAUGCCGCGAUUCUAUCUUCUUAUUGCCGUGACCUUAUGUUAUGGAUCUGCAUCUCUCGAGUUUUCUGCAUGUGCGAAGAAUUUAAGAAAGCGACGGCUGUGGCGAUUAAAGAGACUAGUAUCGACCGCAUUCGAUGCAAUGCCAUUAAGCACGUUAUCUCUAAACUGCACCGCUUACUUAGGGGUUGUCUCUUGCCCCGGCUAGAGAAUCCUUUUAUGGGGAUCAGCCUCAAUGAAAUAUGCGAUAGGAGUGGAAUAGCGAAGAAUACGAAAUGGUGGGUCAAAAGCGACUGUUACGACUACUACAAACGAUACGACCACGAAAAGUGUGAGGUUCACUCGUGCAAUCUGAAUGCUAAGAUUAAUGAAGUCGUCCAGGAUGCGAUGGCUAAAGUGAGAGGAUUGAAAUUGCAGGACUUCAGGGAUAACAGCCAAGUUUCGUUUAAAAACUGA